AUGGUUGGUGUGCGCUGGUCCAGUCACGGUGGCAGCGGCGUCGCGCGGUGCACGCCAGCCUGCUGCUCGCCUCGCAUGGCGUGCGACCACCGCCCUUCCACCAGGCGCACCUGCAGCCGCGUGGGCGGUAGUGAAGCGGCAGGUGAGGUGGGCGAUGCGCGCAUUCACGCGCGAGCACCGUUGGCGGCCGCCGCCACUGGUGGAGGGAUGCGUGGGAAUGCGGUGGUACGGCGUGAUGCGAGGUGGAUGGGCCAUCCCCGCGCGCAAACACCCACACCCGAUCACCGCCCCGCUCCUAUCACCCCUGCCUACCUCGCCACCGCGCGUAUCGUCGCGCCGCUGCCCGUCUGCCCGCCAAGCUCCUCACGCCCCCCCCCUCGCUCCCCUCCUCACGCGCAUGCAUGCACAUGUGCUCUGCACCGCAUCCGCAUGCCAUGCUCUCCCUAUCCUCCUCCCCCCCCUUCCCUGCACAUUCAUUCAUACGUUCAUAAGAUAGGGACCGAUGAACUAUGGACGGGAAUAAAUACGGGGGAAGUAGGCAGGGCGGAAGUAGGGACGACGGAAGAAUGGACGGCGAGAGUAGGGGCGGCGAGAGUAGGGACGGGGAGAGUAGGGACGGGGAGAGUAGGCACGGGGAGAGUAGGGACGGGGGGACUAGGCACGGGGGGAGUAGGCACGGGGAGAGUAGGCACGGGGAGAGUAGGGACGGGGAGAGUAGGGACGGGGAGAGUAGGGACGGGGAGGCUAGGGACGGGGAAAGUAGGCACGGGGGGAGUAGGGACGGGGGGACUAGGCACGGGGGGAGUAGGCACGGGGAGAGUAGGCACGGGGAGAGGGGACGGGGAGAGUAGGGACGGGGAGAGUAGGGACGGGGAGAGUAGGGACGGGGAGAGUAGGGACGGGGAGAGUAGGCACGGCGAGAGCAGGCACGGGGAGAGCAGGGACGGGGAGAGUAGGGACGGGGAGAGUAGGGACGGGGAGAGUAGGGACGGGGAGAGUAGGGACGGGGAGAGUAGGGAGGGGGGAAGUGGGGUCAUGUAG
Closterium sp. Naga37s-1 is the source of this 1041-nucleotide messenger RNA. The record is from the annotation of a GenBank genome assembly. Lineage: Eukaryota; Viridiplantae; Streptophyta; Zygnematophyceae; Desmidiales; Closteriaceae.